AUGUCCACUCGUGACUCCAACCGCAUGAAGCGUUUCAGCGCCUACGGCGCUAUUGACACCGCGGCAGCGCUUGCCGGCCAGCAGAAGGCUCUCAUCACCGCAGCCUUUGCUAUGGAGGAUGAUGAAGAGGUAGAAAGGGAGGAGGGCGAGUUGGUCGAUGAAGACUAUGAGCAGGAGCAUUCGCAUGCUGCCAGAGCGGAGCAGCAGCAUGAACAAGAGGAGGCAGAUGGUGUGGCGGUGGUGGAUGUCACCAACCUCUCAGACGCACAUGACGAUGAGCAGGUCCUCCGCGCUGACGGUAUCACCGCCAGCCCGCAGACGGGCACUACGGAAUCACGGAGGAAGAGGAAAGCUGCCGGCGGUCAGAUUGUGGACUACGAUCCCCUGCACUUCAUUCGGUGCCACGCACGGGACAACGAUCCCCUGGAUUGUUCCACCAAGGUCUGGCGUUGCGCUUUCGAGCCCAAUCCACUGGAUCCAAAGAACUCCACAACCACCGUAGUCGCUACUUGCGGUGGAGAGUGUGUUUGCCUCAUUGACUGUCGCACCGGCAAGGUGAUGAAACGCUUUAAGCACAUCGGCGAGGAGUUUUACACGGUUGCAUGGACUACUGUUGAGAUGGCAACUGGUCAUCAAACCAACUUGCUCGCAGCCGCCGGAAAGAUGCGUGAAAUUCGCCUGCUUCACCCCGAACAACUGGUGUGCUACGCUGAAAUGCGUGGCCACAAGGACGAAGUGGCCUGCAUGCUCUUCCAUCCCUAUCGACCUACAAUCCUCUUCUCGGGUGAUUCUAAGGCUUCCAUCCUCGUGUGGGACAUUGGCAUCCCUUCGGCUCCAGAGUACAGUACCAAGCAUCAACUGCUUAUGCGCCUAGUUUGCCCACGAGCCAACCUCAACCCCGUUCUCAACCUGGCCUUCAUGCCAAAUUACGACACGCUGUUGGCUGGCUGCGAAGAUGGCGUCUUCGCUUGGACCAUUCAGGACUUCAGGAAGGACAAGGCUGGUGAAGAAAGGCAAGUGUGCGCUCAGAAUCACGGUACCUACGAUAAGAAAGAGGGAAUAAAUGUUCAUUUCUGGCUUAUUAUUCAUAAUCAGCCAAUCAUACUCAACCGCUCGUACUCGCAAUCUGUUGGUUAG
Messenger RNA from Dibothriocephalus latus, 1137 nucleotides. The record is from the annotation of a GenBank genome assembly. Lineage: Eukaryota; Metazoa; Platyhelminthes; Cestoda; Diphyllobothriidea; Diphyllobothriidae.